AAAAAAAAAGAAUUCUUUCUUCCCCAUGUAGUCGGCAGCCAUGGCUUGACCUUGCUAUUUCACCACACCGUGCCUCCGUCCUUCGUUUCUUGGAUUUGAGGUGGGGCUUAAGCCUACCGAAGCCUGAAUGAUGCCAAAUAUUCCUUAUGAAUUAAUUGUGGAGAUACUUGUGCGAUUACCUCUCGACUCUUUGAUGCAAUUCAGAAGCGUUUGCAAAGCAUGGCACUUCAUGAUUACCAAGGACCCCCAAUUUCUUCAACACUGCGCUGAAUAUCGGCAACUCUGCAGGUUCAAUCAUUUGUACGAGAGGCUAUCUUAUUUCGGUCUCCCCGAGCAUGUGACAGAAUUAAAAAAAAGAAUUAGUUUACACAUGUGCUGGAGUGGCCAAGUACCUACGCGUCUACUGAGGACUCCGGACACUGAUGUUGAUGUUCUGCUAGAGAGAGCUUUGAAAUACGCUGGCAUGCGCAAAACCCUUGCAGAGCUAAAGGAUCGAAUGUCCUAUGAGAGAUGGGUAGUGGCUGCGUGUAAUCCUGAAUAUCUGGAUGGUUCUCUCGAACCUCCACUGCCUCCAAGGGUGUUGAAGGCGUUUAAAAAUGGAGUUCAAAUUGAUGAAUAUGAUGAGGUUUAUAAAUUGUUAAUCCUUUAUGGUCUCACGAUGCAUAUCAAUGAAUUGAAACAUCGAAUUUCAAUUCGAACGAGGUAUCUCGUGACUCAGUUACAAGGAGCUGAACUUGUUGAAAGCUCGCCUAUUUCUAGGCUAAAGGAGGUAUUGCGAUACAACGGAUUUCACGAGCUACUGAAAUAUUUGGAGUACCGUAUCGCCAAUGAUAAUCGAGGUGGCAGUAGAGAUGCUCUAACUCGGAAUCCACGUCCAUCGGCUCUUGCUUUAGUAGCCCCUCGUAUGUUUGGAGACCACAAUGAAUAUAUUGAUGCUGAAGACCAUGGUGAACAUGCUGCUGCCGGUGGAGUCCGAAUCCAACUUGCUACUGCUGCCGCCUCUGGAGUCCCAAGUCAACAUGCUGGUGGUGGUUCAGAAUCCCCCAUUCAGCAUACAGCUUCUGGUUAAAUACCAAAUUUUCAUAAUAUUCGAACAUUAGACAGUCUAUGGAAUUUUCUAUGUUAUGAAUAUUUUUAAUUUAUCUAGUUAUUUUAACAAUUAAA
Messenger RNA from Mercurialis annua (annual mercury), 1164 nucleotides. RefSeq lists its product as uncharacterized. The record is from RefSeq and is a predicted model, not a curated record. The transcript is spliced from 4 exons. Gene Ontology annotation, molecular function: protein binding. The coding region runs from base 128 to 1069 and encodes 313 amino acids. Lineage: Eukaryota; Viridiplantae; Streptophyta; Magnoliopsida; Malpighiales; Euphorbiaceae.